Messenger RNA from Nilaparvata lugens (brown planthopper), 5852 nucleotides. RefSeq names its product protein cueball (gene cue). The transcript has 7 exons. NCBI's taxonomy places the organism in Eukaryota, Metazoa, Arthropoda, Insecta, Hemiptera, Delphacidae. The annotation marks the transcript as partial. The record is from RefSeq and is a predicted model, not a curated record.
UUUGCUGUUGUAGACAUCGCGGUUGGUGUGCAACACACAGUGGAGCUGCUGUCGACCGACGAGGCAGUGGAGGUGGUGGAGGAUGUCCCUCUCGGCAAGGGUGUGGCCGACGUCCUCGGGUACGACUCCAUUAGAAAUCAGCUGUACUACGAGGAUGCUGACGACGAGAGCAUCAGCAUCUUCCGAGUCAAUCUCACCGGCAACAAUUUUCGCCGUCAACCCAUUGUUACAUAUCAAACUGUGAGAGGUAUAGCAGUCGAUCCGAUAUCAUCAAUUCUCUACUGGACAAGUGAUAAUGCCAUCAAAUGGUUGAAUGUGUCCGAAGAGAUAACCACUCCGCAAGAAGGCAACACUCUGAUAAGCUUCGAGAAAGAUCUGCCUCAUGGAAUUGCUGUUGAUGUUUGCAAUAGGUAUAUCUUCUUAUGCGUUGCCAGCAAAUCAUUAUUGGAGAUAACAUUUAUUAAUAUUCAACAUCAAAUUAUAUUGUAUUCAGCUUAUCAAUCCAAUGUAGUAUGUAGUUCAUAUUUUAAAAAUAUUGUUCUCUUUGUUCCAGAAUUGAGUUAUUUGCCAUUGUCAGUGGUUGUAGUGCAGAAGAAAAUCUAUUGGCUUGAAAGUUUCUCCAGGAAAGCUCUGUUCAGCAUCGAUAUCCUCCACAACGAAUCCAAUACUUCCAAAGUACAGCCAAAACUUUUGAGAAAUUUCAGAAGCAUUCCGUUUGGUAUAAUCACUUCUCAGCAGGACUCUAAUCUUGCAAGCAAGGAGUGCAAACCCAUCGCUGACAAAAAGAAACAGAUCGAAGAAGAACGUAAGAGUAAGCUGAAGAGUCACGUGGCCGUGCACUUCGAGAACAAGGAGCUUCUGUCCAAGUUCGACUUCUGCCUGAACUAUGGCACCCUGGUGGCCGACAAGGCCGAGUGCCUUUGCCCCGAGGGCUUCGAGGGGCCUCGCUGCGAGGUCAACCUGUGUCACAACUUCUGUGUGGCCGGCGAGUGUCGAAUGUUGGGUGGGGCGCCUCGCUGCCAAUGUCCGCCGCACCGCUCUGGAUCCAGGUGUCAGGUUGAGAGAUGCGCCGGCUACUGCCUGAACGGCGGCUCGUGCUCGCUGGACGAGACCAGUGAGCUGCAGUGCUCAUGCGCCGACCACUACACGGGCAACAGGUGCCAGCACAAGCUGCCCAACAUGUCCGACAACAAGUUGUGCAACAUCUACUGCCACAUGCAGCAGAUCAGCCACGAGUACAGACAACUGCUGUUGGACUCUGACAAUCUGGCGCCCAUUCUCUCCAAACGACCUGACCUCUGCAGCUGUCCGGAACCAAAGGCGGCAGAAAACUGUACAGGCAACUCGGUUACCAUAGAGGAAAUCAGUCCAGAGCAGUGUGCGACCGACAACGUAUUCAGUGGCAAUGCGGCAAACAUGCUCUACAUCCUGAUAUGCGUAUGUUGCAUCCUCCUAUUCCUGGUGACAGUGCUCGCCGUCAAAGCGUGGAACCUGCACAAGCGGCCCAGGAUCAAGAAGCGCAUCAUUGUCAACAAACAGCCUCUCACCUGCAGGCCGCAAACCGAAAACGAACAGUGCGAAAUAACUAUCGAAAACUGUUGUAACAUGAACAUCUGUGAAACUCCUUGCUUUGAGCCAGACUUCCGUAAGCCGUCAGGGAAAGACAACAACAACAAGAAGGAGGAGAAGCGCAACCUGCUGGGAGGAAUCGAACUGCCUCCCGACGACCUCUACUGACGACGCAACAGUCUUCCGGCCUGCUUCGUGGCCCACUGCUCUUCCUCCUCUCCCUGUUCAGCGUCCUGACGACCAACCGUCGACUGCCAAUCCUAAUUCUGGAUGAGGAACUGUCUCUUUCUGCGAGCGAAAUCGUGAAAAACUUGCAUUCUCGUGUAUUAGAUAUUUUUGUAUAUUUUGAUAAUGAUGUAGGAAUCGUUACUGCAGGAUAUGUACUGUGUACAUAUGGGAGGACUUUGUGAUUGAACACCACUAUCACAACACUCACCAUUUGAUGUUGUGGUACAGAACGUUUGUGUUAUAACACCAGCGGUUUUAGUGUUGUAACACAUACCAGUUGUGUGUUGUGUGGGGGGGGGGAGAUUAUUGUGAUGCCUUGUGAGUUCUGCCUGUGACUGAGCCUUGAGCCUUGCCUUUUCUAUUAAACCUGACCUUGCAGUAUUCACAUGAACCUCCAGAAGAAAUUAAGAAAGAAUUCAUAUGUAAAAAUUCAUUAUGAUAAAAUCCUCUUCUGAUAUUGGAAGCUGAAAGCUCAUCUUACUGUAAGAAAUUUUCUCAGUUUUAUUGUGAUAAAAUGUUUAACAUGCUCACAACAAAUCCAAAGCGUAAUUUUCUUUUUUCAAUUUUGUGAUUGCUAUGUUUAUCUGGACAUAAAAUUAGCAUGGGAUAAUACAUCAUAAAUAACUUCCAUUCGUUUACACUGUAUUUGCGUAAACUUCUUUUUUUUUUGAAAUGCAGUGUUUCAAAAAUCGCGACUGCAGUUGAGUAUCAUCAAUGAAUAUGGUUGUAUAACUUCUAGUUGAUUCAUUAGUAUCAACUAAAUUUUUUAUUGUAAUUUUUCUCUCAAUAUCAUUUUUUUCUGAUGAUUUUGCGUUGAUAAGGUAGUAGUUCAAAAUCAGAGCUUUUUAAUCUCGGUUUUAUUCUGAUCUAAAAAUAAAAAUUAAUUUUAAGUGUCCCACAGUAUUUUCAGUGUGAAAUAAUGUUUUUUGUAUUAAAGGUGGAGAUCUCUCUAUCUAGGUUCUAAUCGAUAAUCCUAAUAGAUGUUAUCUAUUUUAUUUGGUGGUUUUAAAUAACAGCGUAAAAAUAAUUUCAAAAAUCUUGAGAUAGAUUUGUGUGUUAGCAAUGACACUAAGGGCCGGUUUCCGAGCUCGGCAUUUAGCUAAGUCCUAGACUUUGAACAGCUGGAGUCAGAAAAUUGGCUUUCCAAAACGGGGCGUAGUCGCAGUCAUUGUCAUAGUCACGUUUGAAUUAAAUUUCGAAAAACUAGAAAAUUGAACACAAAAUAAAGAAAAUAGUGUAAAGUUUCUGCUAUUUUGAAUUAUUUAGAAAUGUCUAAUUUUGUCAAGGAAAAACGUUUCCAUUUUAUAGAAAUGAGAAAAUAAAAAUACGACUACUGUUAUAAAAGCUGCGACUACGCCCCGAUUUGGAAAGCCAAUUUUCUGACUCCAGCUGUUCAAAGUCUAGGCUAAAUCCCGAGCUCGGAAACCGGCCCUUAGUGCCUUUAUCUUGUAUAGAUAACAUUCUUGAACACAUUGAUCUCACGUAACGAGAUGUAUGGGCUAUUUAUUUAAUCAUUUCAAAUUUCCAAGACUUUGACUUUUCCAUUCUUCAUGUCUCCUCAAGCUCACAGACAAUUCAGGUCACUGAUAAUUUAAUAUAGCUCACUGUACCUCGAUUUCAAUAAAAUCGAAAUUUUGUCAUAUCACAGUGAAAAAAAAUUAUAAUCUUUUCCAUAUACUGUACUCGAAAAAGUACGUUGAAGCACGAUUCUGAUCAUUGAAAGUCAUAUUUUAUUUCAGUUUAAAUUAUUCAAUGAAAUCUCUAGUUCACGGUUUAAUUAAAUUGUGUUGCUUCUCUUCUGCAUAGUAUUUUUGAUGAAUACAAUCAAUAUUUUCAGACUGAAUUUUGUACUUAUUUAAAUAUAUUAAUUUACUUCGAUUUUUGAUUUUGCAAAAGUAUACAGAAUGUCCUGAUUAUACGGGAUAGUGACAGGCAAAUAGCAGGCAGAACAUAAUUUGUAUAAUGUAUUUAGAAAUAAUUAUUCCUAGGCUAAGAAAACGAUUGUCUAAAAAGACCAUUAUGCAUUCUAAGAUUCCUAUUAGUUUAAUGGUAUUGACAGUGGUAGUUGAACGGAUGUCAUUUCAAAUCGCUCUAGACUGGAAUUCAUAUUGUUGCCUAAUGGUUGAUUUUGUGAUAGAUUAUGAUUUCAAAAAUUUUGGCUUCUAUUACUUUGAUAGCAAAUAUUAGUCAAAUCAGUAUUGUUGGAUGCAAUAAAUCCUAUUAAACACUUCAAUCCAAAACUAAAUAACGACUCAUAUGAAGCUGAGAAUUUUUCAUAUUGUGAAUGUAGCAACCAAUGACUAAAUUGCCAAUUUUGGAAUUAUCCGAACUCCUACUCAAAGUCAAACGCAUUAACUCAAUUGUUUUCAAUAUAAUCCAAUAUUAGUGUUCAUUUUCUUAGAUUUAUUAAGAAUACUUUGUUGCGUUACAAAGGAAUACCUCAAUAAUAUCCCUCAUUAGACGAAUGUAUCUGCCUUAAAAUUAUACUAAAAACUAUAUACAUUCGAGAAACUUGAUGCUCUAAAAUUCUUAUUGGAUAUUUUAACACUUGUAAACUGAAUUACUCCAUUCCUAGAUCAGUUUCAUUGACCAUUGUAAUUUUAUCCAUUUUUUGUCAGAUGAGUGAUUUGAAUUAAGUAUAGAAUGUAAAACUAGUAGUUAAUUUGAAGCUCUGGUGCUAAUUUUGGAGCCAAAGUGUAAUCAUAGCGUUGUAGAAGGCCUUAAUAAUAAUGGAAGUAAAGUAUAGAACUUUUAAACCUCAUAAUUCAUGUUCCUUAGGCGAUUACAUAAAUGGAUUUAGAAAUGAUCUAUUCUGAAAUUGGACGUUGGAGAGAAGCUGUAAUGCAAGAUGCUGUUUGACUGAAGAAUUGUUUGAAGACUGAGUCGUUAUUAUUUCAAAUGAUUAUUGCUCUAGAUUCAUCUAGCUCCAUAGUAGCUCACAUUUUUAAGAUUACAUCAAUUUCAGAUCUUAUUUUCAUGCAAUAAAAAUUAUAGCAUAUUUACUUAAGCUAUGCCUUUCUAACUGAUAUAAUUCAGAAUGAGGUUUCGUAUUAUUAAUUUAUAAUAGUUUUUUAUUCAAUGUACUUAGUUGAAUUGUUAGUUCUAAAAGUUUUGAAUAUACUGGUGAUCAUAAUUGAAUGUCAGGGUAUCUUUUAAGGCGAUUCGCUGAUAAGGCGAUUCUUAUCUAGAUCAAGGGUCUCCAACCUGCGGCUUGCUGGCCACAUCCGUCACACCAACAGAUUUUAUGCGGGCCGGGGAAAGCUAGAAUGGUAAAAAAAUUAGUAAAGAUUUUGAGCAUUUUACCUCUUGUCGCUUUUUUUUUUAAUGUAAAAUUGGAAAAAAGAUGGAAAAAUUGGCUAAACAUAUAUGCUGACUUUCUGUCAGCAAGAAGUUUUCUUUCAUUCAGCGAUAGUUAGUGGUCGGCGCGGACUGUACGUAAUAAGGACAAGGUAGGAAUCCCGGCUCAGUUGUAUUCUUAACCCAACUGUGAGCAGACUCCUCUUUGAAUUAAGUUUAUAAAAUCUAAAUACAGAUAUGUCCGGUCAAAUGAGCAUCCAAAAUCAAUCCUAACGAAUAGAACAACAAAGUUUGAAGAUAAAUGGGCGGAAAUUUUAAUUGGCAAGCAAAUGCAAUAUUCUCUCUAUUAAGCUUUUUAAUAAUAUUAUAUGUAUAUUACUUAUUCGAAUAAAUUAUUAAUAAACUCAUGAAUUGACAAGUUUCAUGUCAAUGUAAUUGGUUUUUACCUACAAAAAUAGCAAUUUGAAAGAAACUUAGCAAGAUAAUAAUAAAAUCACUAUUGAUAUCUUAAUAAAACAACCUCAUAGAGUCGGGGAGGGGGGAAAUUACAUUUCUGCCCGACGUUGGUGACCCGCCUCUCCAAAAUUUUAGAAUCUGGCCCUUGAGGAAAAAGGUUGGAUACCUCUGAUUUAGAUAAUAAUAAUUUUAUAUAUUUUCUGAUACUUACUUCGAUUGAUAUUAUUUUUUAAACUUAUUAAGCUAAUACUGUGUCAUUUUCAUCAUUGUUUUUGAAUUUAAAAUUUUAUUUUCUACGAGAC